Messenger RNA from Blepharisma stoltei, 891 nucleotides. NCBI's taxonomy places the organism in Eukaryota, Ciliophora, Heterotrichea, Heterotrichida, Blepharismidae. The record is from the annotation of a GenBank genome assembly.
AUGCAAAUAUAUUAUAUCCUUUACAGUUUAAUAACUAUGGAACUUUUAAGAGAACCAAUAUUUGCAAGAGAAAGGCUUUUUUUGCCUUCAUUCCCUGUCCGAUCAUUUGAAUCCAAAAGGCAUCAUAAAUCAAAAACAAUUUCACUAGACAAAACCAAAAAUUCUUUAAAUCAGAGUAUUGAUAGCAGCUUUGGGAAUUUUAAAGAUAUCUUUAAACAUAAUAAAAACCCAGUCCUAAGGCCUAUUUUCAGAGAUCAUCAAUAUAUUGGUCCAAAGUAUCCAGAUACUCCUAAGCAUCCAAAAAGAGUAAAAUUAGUAAAUCUAACAUUUACAGAUAGAAGUAUCGGCAAUUCACCAAUUAAAUUAUCCCUAAAUCUUAAAACUAAUGCAAAAUCAACCUCAUUAUCAUCUCCUAACCAAAAAGCCGAAGCCAACAAUGCCUCGCUAUCUCUGAUUGCAUCUCAAAAACUUCCUGAAUCCCAAAAAUUAGCUCAAAAUAAUCGUGAAAUUGACAGUCAAGAGUCAUUUGAUGAUUCCGGAGUUUUACGCAACCCAAUAUAUAGGAGAGGCAGCAAUGGAUUUUUCAAGGCAAGAUUAUUUUCUUCAGGAACCACUAGCAGUAUUGAACAAAAACAAAGGUCAAUUGGCGAAAUGAUUAAAGAGUCUGAUCAAAAUUUAGAAAAAAUCAAAGAAGUUGCAAUAAUUGAUUUUUCAGCCAGAAUUGAAGAAAAACCAGCAAUAAGCCAUAGGAAGAGAAUAGUGUCAAAAAUGGUAAAUAAAGAUACAUUGAAAGUCAAGGAGAUGCGGCUUCCUACAGCUGCAGAGCCAUCUCCAGAUCCUAUUCAAGCUGAGAUAAUUUUGCAUAGUAAGUAUUCAUCACAAAAUAAUUAA